AUGGCCACCUCAGCACCUCACUCACCCGCUCAUCGAGAUGGAAACUCUUACUUCGACACGUCACCCGACCGACCAUCGCCUUCUAAGCUGCUCCGUAUCCAUCAACUACACAUGGACAGGGCGUCAUCCCUCCCACCACGACGACUUUCAUCCCCCGCGAAGAGAGUUCCACAAAUCCGGCCCCGCCUGAAUCAGUAUUAUACGCUGGAUCAUGCCGUCUCACUCUUCAAAUCUUCCAAAAACAUCAUCAUCUUGACGGGCGCUGGCAUCUCGACUUCGCUAGGGGUGCCUGAUUUCCGUUCUGCUAACGGUGUUUACAACCUCCUCGUUGAUUCGGUCUAUGAUGAUCCACAGGAACUUUUCCACAUCGACAACUUCAAAAUGGACCCCGAAGAAUUCUUCAAGCAAGCUGCAAAGGUGUUUCCCAAGAUGCAGGGCCUUGUGCCUGGUGGCAGAGCGGUCGAUUCAAGCCAGUCAGCCAACGACAUAUGUGCUUCUCAGGUUCCAAAAUACAGUUUAACGCACGCCUUCAUCUCUUUGUUGCAAGCGAAAGGAAAGCUUCUGACCAAUUAUACCCAAAACAUCGAUGGACUAGAGCUAGCUGCUGGUGUCUCUCCCUCGAAAUUGAUCCAGUGUCAUGGCACAUUGGCAACUGCCACCUGCAUGAGCUGUGGGAAACGGACGACAGCCAGGAAGUACAUGCCUGUUGUGCGUGCGGGAGGAGUGCCUUAUUGUAAAUGCACCCUGGUUGACGGAGGUCCAAAACCGAGAACGGGCAGCAAGCACCGCGGCCGCAGCGGCAAGAAGAAACGCAAGCGGGACGAAUUCGAGGACACGGACUCCGAAGACUCGGCGGCGAAAACCGAUUUCCCCAAGGGCCUACUCAAACCAGACAUGACCUUUUUCGGCGAGGAUAUAGCAGAUUCUUACGCUCCUCGACUGAAAAUCGAUAAAAGCAAGGUGGACCUGCUCGUUAUUGUCGGCACGUCUCUUAAAGUCGAGCCUGUGAACGAAAUGCUCCUCAAUAUCCCCGUGACGGUGCCACAGAUAUGGAUCAGUAAGGAUCGUUGCCAGCGCGAAGGGGUCAAGGUUGACAUUGAGCUUUUGGGCGAGUGCGACCUGGUCUUGGAAGAAAUCGCGCGUCGGGCAGGCUGGGAAGAGGCGUUGAAAGAGAGGCUCUGGUCCACUGGAAAGUCCCCUAACGCGAAUGAUCCGCUUACAAAAAAGACGAGUACCAAUAAAGAGCAAGCCAAGCAUAAGCAGAGCAAUGCCAAUUCGCCGCCCGCGAAAUCCGAAGGAUCUCUCCAGAUACGCCCGAAAGCGAAUGAAACAGGUAUUCCCAAAGCACCACCCUUCAGGGACCUCGUCGUCAAAGUAAACGACGAAGAGAUCGCCACAUGCGCAGGGACAGAUGUUAAACAGAACCCAAGACAAACGUUAAGCGAAAAUGGAGACGCCAACGUGGACGACGCGAACAAAAGCAACUCGAGAUGCAGCAACGGUACCGCUACCGGGCACGAGCAUGGCAAUAAGCGAGCUGAACAAAAAGCAUCACAGCCUCAAUCACCGUCAAAAGUCAUUGUCGAGCUCGAAGAAGGCACGAGGUCGAGAUGGUACAUCAGACGCGCAAAGUGA
Molecule: messenger RNA, 1635 nt
Organism: Fonsecaea multimorphosa CBS 102226
Lineage: Eukaryota; Fungi; Ascomycota; Eurotiomycetes; Chaetothyriales; Herpotrichiellaceae
Exons: 1
Coding region: 1-1635 (544 amino acids)
Molecular function (GO): NAD+ binding
Source: RefSeq, a predicted model, not a curated record